AUGACUUCCCAGUAUGUAACACCUAGAACACACCGAGUCAUGUCUAAAGAAGUCAUUAACAUAAAUGAGAAAGAAGAAAUCAGGUUGAUUAAUGACACUACAUUUGUCUUUGCCAGAUCCAAACAUUUUGUAGGAAGCUCCGACACCGUUUGGGCUAGUGAAUUUAUGUCAAUCCGAACUGAAGAGCCUCAAUUAUUUGAAGCUGCUGAACAACAAAACUAUCAGACAAAGAGAUUCAGAGCAUUGAUGUACAAUCUCAAAGAUAAUGUUUUGCUUUAUUCAGAUGCUACUGACAUGAAGGAUAUGGAAAAUGUUAUUCUCAUUUAA
Paramuricea clavata is the source of this 327-nucleotide messenger RNA. NCBI's taxonomy places the organism in Eukaryota, Metazoa, Cnidaria, Anthozoa, Malacalcyonacea, Plexauridae. The record is from the annotation of a GenBank genome assembly.